AUGGCAACCAGACCAAGCAUUACCAAAACCACCCACAAGAGGCCAGUACUAGUAACUUGCUACAGAUGCAAAAAAUCUGUGAACGAAAAACAAACUGCUAUGUGUUCUGUUUGUAAAAACCGAAUGGAACCUGAUUGCGAUGGCUAUCCCUUACAAACAUAUCGACUAAAGAGCGAAGAAUCUAAAAUUAAAUGGCGCUGUAGUAUGUGCACGAAGAAAAUGGCUAAUAAAGUUCCUACUUCUGACGAUAACAUAUCAAACAUAACAGUGAGGAAAAAGCCCGCGCAGUCUCUAAAGCAAUCAUCAUCACACACUGAGAUUCACAGAAAUAAGAGAAAACUGUUGAGUCCUAACCAGGAUUCACAUAUACUCAGUGAUUACGACACCUCAUACGAAACUAACACCACCACCCCGAACAAAUUAUUAUUACCUAGCUCAGACGACUAUUAUGAGAUGCAAGACACAAUAUCCCAGUUGACCGCAAAGCUAGAAAGUACUGAAAACGAAUUGGAAUGCUUAACAUUACAAAAUGAUGAGUUAAAUAUACAAGUCGACAAAUUAACUCAAGAAAUAAAUAUACUAAAGUCUCUAUGUAAUUCUUCCACAAUGAUAGAAAGCAGCCCUAUCAUCAUCAAUAAUAAAAAGGAAAGACAAUGCAUCGCCAGUCAAGAUAUCUUCUCCACACCUACCUCUGGGAUACAAUCGCUGGACGUUAAUUGCUGUACCAAUAGAACAUAUCAACAUUUGUACGAAAAAAUCGCCUACCUACAGAGAGAACUAAUUAACUCCGAAAAAGAAAUAAAAUCUCUCAACACUCAAAUGCAGAUUCUAGAGAAAUCCCUUAAAACCUCAUCAAUAGGACGACAGUGCCCUGCAGAAAUUGGAAACUCCACACAAAAUACAAUCAAAAUAUUUGGUGCACAACAAUGCGUCGGCUUAGCCGCAGCCCUUACUCGUUCCAGAGAGGCUACCAGAGGUUUAAAGUAG
Messenger RNA from Spodoptera littoralis (African cotton leafworm), 987 nucleotides. Lineage: Eukaryota; Metazoa; Arthropoda; Insecta; Lepidoptera; Noctuidae. The record is from the annotation of a GenBank genome assembly.